Molecule: messenger RNA, 2171 nt
Organism: Sceloporus undulatus (fence lizard)
Lineage: Eukaryota; Metazoa; Chordata; Lepidosauria; Squamata; Phrynosomatidae
Gene: SYCP2
Product: synaptonemal complex protein 2
Exons: 21
Coding region: 210-2171 (653 amino acids)
Source: RefSeq, a predicted model, not a curated record
AUGGCUAAUUGGUUUGAAAAGGCAAAAGAAAUUCUUGAAAAUAAAGAAAAUGAAAAAAAUGACAAAUUCACUAUUCUUUUUGAAGACUUCUUUGAUGUCCUCAUGGUAAAAUGCAAAUACUUGAAAAUUUUAUAUGGAGAACAUGCACUCUUGCGCUGAUAAGAGAAUAAUUUUAUAUUCAGCAGGAGGCAGUAAGAAAAUUGAAUACAAUGCUUGAUGCUAUGCCUCGAGAUACAAGAAAGAAAAUUAUUUCUACGAAAGAAAUACUACAUGCCAUGAAUGAUAUGGGGAAGAGAAUUUUGGAUGCUGGGGACUAUGAUCUGCAAGUUGCCAUUACUGAAGCUUUAUGCCGAAUGACAUCAGAAAAACAAAGGGAAGAACUUGCAAGCCAGUGGUUUCCAAUGGAGUUUGUUACUAAUGCAUUUAAAGGAAUCAAAGAUAUUGAGUUUGAAACAGAUUGCAGAAAGUUCCUCAAUCAAGUGAAUGGCAUGCUUGGGGACAAAAGAAGAGUAUUUACCUAUCCUUGUCUAUCAGCUAUUCUGGAUAAACAUGAGCUACAGAUACCAGCAGAUGACAAUCUUGAAGAAUUUUGGAUUGAUUUUAAUACUGGGAGCAGAAGUAUAUCUUUCUACGUUGCUGCAGAUGACGAAGGUCAUCAGUGGGAAACUGUGUGCAUACCUGAAGAAGAAGUUGCAACAUACAUUAUUGAAGAAAAAGACAAAAGUAAGUUGUUAACAAUACAUCUAUGCAAUCCGAUGUCUGUGGGUGUUCAAGAAGGGGAGAAAAUAAUACUGCAUUUUGAUUCUGCUUUGGAAAUUUUGGAUGCAGUAAGAAAAGUCUAUGGUGCAACUAAGUGUCAGGGUUUUACAAAGAAGAAUACCAUAUCAGUUGCCAAAACAACAGUGCAUGUAAUUUUUGAUGAAAGUGGAUCACAGGUUUUUGUACCAGAGAGUCAGAUGUCACCUUUGAAAGAAAAGGUUGUUGGGAAAGGUAAUGACUCUGUACAUCAGUAUUCUGGGAUACAGGCAGAUCUUAUUCAAAAAGCUAAUAAGGAAGAUUUCCAACCAGUUCAAUCCAAGAUUACUCCAAGUAAAAGGAAAAUGUCUGAGGCAUCAAUGAUUGUACCAUCCACAUCCAGAUUGUAUAUGCAGAGCCCUUUACCAUUGGUUAAUACUUCAACUCCACGAAAAUGCCGAAUUAAAACACCUCUUCAGAUGAUGAGUUCUGUGGAAAGCAAUGAUAUUUUCUCAGUACCUGAGAGAAGAAUAAUGAAUUUUGGUCCAGAGGAUAAUGUUCCUAUAUGUUCUACAACUAAAUCUCUUAAAAAGAAUAGUUCUGUAGAAAAGCAAGUUCAAGUUGAAAAAGUAAUCAACAUGCGCCACAGUGAGGAAGAUAUGGAUACCAAGAAAAAACAACAAAUAGCUGAAUUAAUAGAUAUUGUUCCUGAUUCUCCGCCAGUAAACAAAAAUUGCAAACAGUUAUUACCUGGCAUGGAGGAAAAUUCUGUUUCUGAAAUUAAAACCCAGAAACGACAGAUGUGUUCAGUACCGGAGACAAUAAUAUCACAUUGUAACAAGCACAAUAUAAGUGCACAAGAAACUUCUAAUCUAAGUGAUAGAGUUGCCAAGCAAAAGGCUUUCUCUUCCAUAUUUGAAAUGAGUUCUGCAGAGGUGAAAAGCAAACUGCAUUGCAGUGGAGGAAUUGUGGAACAACAGCACAAUGAAACCAAUACAAUACCAGUAAAAAAUGGCAAGAUAUACAGCACAGAGCUGCAAAAUAGUUUUAACCCUUUGGAUCAGAAAAUAUCAAAAAGUAGCAGAAAGAAUCUUGUUUCCAGUAAACCUGAAGUAUCUGUUCAUACCACCCAAAUGAAUGACAGUUCUCUCAUACCUUUAGGAUAUCCAAAAUCAGCGACUGCAACCAGUGAUGAUGCUGAAUUUGAUGUAUAUUCUAGGGAAAAAACAGCUAAUAAGAAAACUAAUCCGAAAGCAAAAUCAAAAGCAGGGGUUGAAGCAGCAGAAUUGUUAAUAAGUAAUAUCAGUGACAGAUACAAAGAAAAGGAUUUGGCAAAAAGUACAAGAGAACUAAACCAGUCAUUUUCAAAGAAGAGCACAUCUUUAAAUAAAUCUGGUUUCAGUGUUUGUAAGCUUGCUAGCCUCCCAUUUGUCUAA